AUUGCGCGUCUACGGCCCACGGCAGUCCACAUUUCUAUCUCUUGUCUAGCUAGGUGUCUAAGCUUAGCAUUGUAGGCACGCCCGAUUGGUUGGGUUGCAAUUCCUCGAUGGUGCUUCGCAGCCUUUUACCGCUUCGCCACGCGAGUGCCGACUGUUCGAGGGGGGCCUUUCACGGAAGGAUAGAGGAUGGCGGCAGCAGACAGCUUCCCAGACCGUGCCACCGCAUAUUCGAGAGUCGCUUAUACAGUGGAGCCUGUCUUCUGGUGCUUCGGCGUAGAAGAGCAAAUGGGGUCGAUGCGCGCGAUAGACGGAUCGUUCAAGCAAGCGCCAAGUGGAACCGAGCGAACCGCGGAGCACUUUCAGCUCAUCGCAUUCAUGGCUACAGCAACGUGCUUUGCUGCUGCAGCUCUCUCAGUCUCCGCUACGGAGGAGACUUGUGGGUCGUUACUGAUACGGAUUAUCGGAAAAGAUGGGUCUUGCCCUUCGUACGGUAACCGCGACACGCUUCGUCAUCCUGUUUCGUGCGCAAGACCGGUCUCUUAGUGAGGCGACUUCACGUUCUGCUUAUCGUUUUGUUCCGUAAUCUCUCAUGAUAUGUUCUCAUACACCACGCGUCUUUGCGCUGCACCAAUCCAACAUAGAUAUCCAAGCGAGGCUCUGCCGUUACAUUGCAGAGGUUCACAGGCGUUCUCCGGCUGAGAAAGCAGAAGCCUUGUGAACGAAUCUUAAUACCCAUCCGGACGCCACUGCUCCUGCUAUUGCUACUCCAUACUGGCUCGAGCGGAUAUCGCACC
This is a messenger RNA of Baudoinia panamericana UAMH 10762, 794 nucleotides long. RefSeq lists its product as uncharacterized. Lineage: Eukaryota; Fungi; Ascomycota; Dothideomycetes; Mycosphaerellales; Teratosphaeriaceae. The coding region runs from base 187 to 543 and encodes 118 amino acids. The record is from RefSeq and is a predicted model, not a curated record. The transcript has 2 exons.